GGAGGCUCCGGUGGGGGCUGGCACUAGAGUCAGGGAUUUGCCCCGCGACGUCUGAGCGCUGGACCUGCGACGGUCCCGUGCACCCCGGCUUGUGCGAUCGCUCGCUGCUCUGGAUCCUCCAGGCCCAGGCGCCGGCGGCUGCGGGCGGCGGGUGGGUUGAGCUAAGGGAGACCAGAGGGUGCAGGCGCCCUGUGCUCGGAGCAAGCGUGAGGCUGCCGGGGACCGGGACGCCAUGUCCAUGGAGGACCCCUUCUUUGUGGUGAAAGGAGAGGUACAAAAAGCAGUUAAUACUGCCCAGGGAUUGUUUCAGAGAUGGACAGAGCUCCUCCAGGACCCCUCCACAGCAACAAGGGAAGAAAUUGACUGGACCACCAACGAACUAAGGAACAACCUCCGGAGCAUAGAGUGGGAUCUAGAGGACCUUGAUGAAACUAUCAGCAUAGUUGAAGCAAAUCCUAGAAAAUUCAACCUCGAUGCAACUGAAUUGAGUAUAAGAAAAGCCUUCAUUACAAGUACCCGGCAAGUUGUCAGGGACAUGAAGGAUCAGAUGUCAACUUCAUCUGUGCAGGCACUAGCUGAAAGAAAAAAUAGACAGGCACUGCUAGGAGAAAGUGGCGGCCAGAACUGGAAUGCUGGAACAAUGGAUAAAUAUGGGCGCCUCGAUCGAGAGCUGCAGCUAGCCAAUUCCCACUUCAUUGAGGAGCAGCAGGCACAGCAGCAGUUGAUUGUGGAACAGCAGGAUGAGCAGUUGGAGCUGGUCUCUGGCAGCAUCGGGGUGCUGAAGAACAUGUCCCAGCGCAUUGGAGGGGAGCUGGAGGAACAGGCAGUCAUGCUGGAUGAUUUCUCUCACGAGUUAGAGAGCACUCAGUCUCGGCUGGACAAUGUGAUGAAGAAACUUGCAAAAGUGUCUCAUAUGACCAGUGACCGGCGCCAGUGGUGUGCCAUCGCCAUCCUCUUUGCCAUCCUGCUGGUUGUGCUGGUCCUCUUCUUCGUGCUGUGA
Chrysochloris asiatica (Cape golden mole) is the source of this 1000-nucleotide messenger RNA. RefSeq names its product syntaxin 6 (gene STX6). Gene Ontology annotation, biological process: Golgi vesicle transport; intracellular protein transport. The transcript has 8 exons. Lineage: Eukaryota; Metazoa; Chordata; Mammalia; Afrosoricida; Chrysochloridae. The coding region runs from base 233 to 1000 and encodes 255 amino acids. The record is from RefSeq and is a predicted model, not a curated record. Gene Ontology annotation, cellular component: membrane. Gene Ontology annotation, molecular function: SNAP receptor activity.